CCACGUUAAGACAAGCAGCCUCACCAGGCAGGAGCAGCGGCAGAGAUUCUUUCUGGUUGUUUUACUCCUAGACAAUGUUGAAGAACUUCUGAGUUUUAGAGACAGUGAAGAGAAGAUGGAGCAUAAAGGCCUGUUAAGUCCUAAAUUCUGGAAUUCAGCAAUGAUACAUUGUGGAAAAAAACAUAUUUUUGCUGUUGUAACAUGUGUUCUUUUUACAAGCAUGUUGAUCUUCUCCUGGAGAGACACUCAGCUACAGAAUAACAUAACUAGAAAACUCUUCCCCCAGCCAACAGUUGCCAGUCCAGCAGGUGAGCUUUGUAGGGGAAAACCGGCUCAAAAUGUAAUAACAGCAUUAAAAGAUAACAGAACUUUUAUUAUAUCCCCAUACUUUGAUGACAGAGAAAGCAAAGUCACUCGCGUGAUCGGGAUCGUUCACCAUGAAGAUGUAAAACAGCUAUACUGCUGGUUCUGCUGUCAGCCCGAUGGACAGAUAUAUGUAUCAAAAGCAAAAAUCGAUGUUCAUUCAGACAGAUUUGAAUUCCCUUACGGUGCAACAGACAUAGUUUGUCUGGAACCCCCAAACUGCGAUCCAACACACGUGUCCAUUCAUCAGUCUCCACGGGGAAACACUGACCAGCUGCCAAGGUUUGAAAUUAAAAACCGCAAGGCUGAGACCUUUUCUGUUGACUUCACCGUGUGCAUCUCUGCCAUGUUUGGAAAUUACAACAACGUCUUGCAGUUCAUACAGAGCGUAGAAAUGUACAAGAUUCUCGGGGUACAGAAAGUGAUGAUCUACAAGAACAACUGCAGCCACCUGAUGGAGAAAGUCUUGAAGUUUUAUAUAGAAGAAGGAACUGUAGAGAUAAUUCCCUGGCCAAUAGACUCCCACCUCAGGGUUUCUGCUGAGUGGCGCUUCAUGCAAGACGGAACACACAUUGGCUACUACGGACAAAUCGCAGCUCUAAACGACUGUAUAUACCGGAACAUGCAGAGGAGCAAGUUUGUGGUUCUUAGUGAUGCUGAUGAAAUCAUUCUUCCCCUUAAGCACCCAGACUGGAAAACAAUGAUGAGCAGUCUUCAGGAGCAAAACCCACGGACUGGUGUUUUCCUCUUUGAGAACCAUAUCUUCCCCAAAACCGUGUCUACUCCUGCGUUCAACAUUUCGGCCUGGAAUGCUGUGCCGGGUGUUAACAUAUUGCAGCACGUUCACAGAGAGCCUGACAGGAAAGACGUGAUCAAUCCCAAGAAAAUGAUAAUUGAUCCACGAAAGGUGGUUCAGACGUCAGUCCACUCUGUCCUGCGGGCUUACGGGAAGAGCGUGAAUGUUCCCAUGGAUGUUGCCCUUAUUUAUCACUGUCGGGUGCCCCUUCAAGGAAACCUUCCCCGAGAAUCCCUCAUCAGGGAUACAACUCUGUGGAGAUACAACUCAUCGUUAAUCAUGAGCGUUAACAAGGUGCUAAAUCAAACCGUGCUGUGA
This is a messenger RNA of Chroicocephalus ridibundus (black-headed gull), 1477 nucleotides long. RefSeq lists its product as uncharacterized. Gene Ontology annotation, molecular function: glycosyltransferase activity. The record is from RefSeq and is a predicted model, not a curated record. Gene Ontology annotation, cellular component: cytoplasm. Lineage: Eukaryota; Metazoa; Chordata; Aves; Charadriiformes; Laridae.